Gaeumannomyces tritici R3-111a-1 is the source of this 513-nucleotide messenger RNA. RefSeq lists its product as hypothetical. Bases 1 to 513 code for a protein of 170 amino acids. The transcript is spliced from 2 exons. Lineage: Eukaryota; Fungi; Ascomycota; Sordariomycetes; Magnaporthales; Magnaporthaceae. The record is from RefSeq and is a predicted model, not a curated record.
AUGAAGCCCCACGGCCUCGGGCGGCGGGACCACCUCGACCUGCUGCCCUCGCACGAGGGGGGGCCCACCUACCCCACCACCGUCGGGCUGGUGGUCGGGCUGGGCGGGCUGGGCGUGGUGAUCCUCCUCAGCAUCCUCCUGGCCCUCAAGCACCCCGGCGGCGGCUUCCACCGCCGCCGCCUCCGCCGCCGCCGCGGCUCGCGGCCCUGCGCCGAGGAGGGCCUCCCGCCAUGCCCGCCGGCCUUGUCGUCGUCGUCGUCGUCGCCGUCCAUAGCCGAGCAGCCGCGGGCCCCUGCGAUGGCGGCGGUGGCGGUGGCGGCGACGGGCCAACCUGCCGCCGCCGCCGCCGCGGCCCAACUUCAGCCGCAGGUGGACGCUGCUGCCGCCCAUCGACACGGCGGCGGCGGCGGCGGCGGCGACGAAGUCGUUGACGACGACGGCGGCGGCGGCGGCGACGGCGAGAGGGGGCGGCUUGUGCGGACGCCAUCGCACGAGAUCGGCGUCGCCCUGUGA